Messenger RNA from Striga hermonthica, 666 nucleotides. Lineage: Eukaryota; Viridiplantae; Streptophyta; Magnoliopsida; Lamiales; Orobanchaceae. The record is from the annotation of a GenBank genome assembly.
AUGGAUGACAAGGGAAAGAACAAAGCCCACUGCUUAAUCAUGCCGUACCCAACCCAAGGCCACGUGAACCCCAUGCUCCAAUUCGCAAAGCGGUUAACCCAAAAGGGCAUCCGGGUCACCCUUGCACUCACCAAAUUCCUCCUAUCAAAAUCCACAAACGAGCACUCCUUCGGGCCCAUCUCGGCCCGGGAAAUCUCCGACGGCUUCGACUCCGGUGGCCGGGCCGAGGCAAAGAGCUCGGAGGAGUACCAGGCACGGUUCGAACGUGUGGGACGGGAAACGCUGACAUGUCUAUUGCUGGAUCUGGCUGGUGCGGGCCGACCCGUGGACUGCGUGGUGUACGACUCGUUCAUCCCGUGGGCCCUGGACGUGGCCAAGGGGCUGGGGCUGUCGGGGGCGGCCUUUUUCACACAGUCGUGCACUGUGGACGCUAUUUACUACAUGGUGUAUAAGGGGGAGUUGAAGCUGCCUGUUGAUGGAGAGGCGGCGGUCGUGGUGGCUCCCGGGUUGCCGGAGAUGAGGUCGGAGGAUCUGCCGUCUUUUGUGUACGACUGCCGGUCGUAUCGGGGGACCUUUAGUUUGUUGCUGAACCAGUUUCGGGGUGUGGAGAAGGCGGAGUGGAUAUUCAUCAACACUUUUGACCAGUUGGAAAAAGAGGUAAGUUAA